Messenger RNA from Cladocopium goreaui, 6456 nucleotides. The record is from the annotation of a GenBank genome assembly. Lineage: Eukaryota; Dinophyceae; Suessiales; Symbiodiniaceae.
AUGUCCGGCUCCAGAAGUCAUGAUGACCAGGGGCUGAGUAAGUUGCCUCCCUCCUUCAAAGGAAACACCUUUAGGAGGGCAGCUCAGCCACCAAAGAGUCUUCUUGACGUUGGAAAGGCUGAAGGUCCCCCAGUAAGGUCGUCAGAUAAGAGAGACUCAACCCCGAGGAGCGCAGAACCUUCGGGAGUCGACGAGGAGCCGGGAGCACCAGGCAGUGGUCUUUCCCGCCCUGGCAGCCCAUCGUCAUUGGAGGACAUCACCCCCAGGAAGUUCUGUCUUGGCGCCACUUCCGGUCUAGUUGCAGCAGGCGCUUGGGCCGCUCGACUAGAGGUUGCCAGACUCCUGGAGAGCGGGUGUCACCCAGACCACCUCCUGUCUCUCAUACGCAGAGGCGAAGAGGGUUCCACUCCGCUGCGUCUUGACUGGGACGCCAGAGAACGGAGUGAGUGUCUUGACAAGGACAGCGACCAGAGGUCCACUGCUUCAAGGCCGGCUCACGGGCCUUCAGAUGACCGAUCUCGGUCACCGCUGAGGUCGGCCUGGGAACCCGGGGAAGCCGAGGAGUUCAAAGAAGUCAAAGAUCUUUUUGAAGGCGAAAAAAUGGAGGAUGUGAUCGCAGAGCAAGCUGCCAUCCUGUCGGAGAUUGCCAAGAGCAAGGAUGACCCUCCUUGGUUGACACCGAAGCCAUCAGGAUCUGGAGGUCCUUCCAUUGGAGGUAAAUCAAGUGGUGCAACGGUUCUUCGGAUGACCACGAACGAGCAGACUUUUUCCAAAGUUUCUUCACCACCUCCAAGUGACUUCAAAACCGCUGCUCCAAGACCUUUCAAACGCCAACCUGACACCCCAGUAGCAGGCGAGGAGCUUCCCGAUUUUAAACGGAAGGCUGCACCGCCGCCGCAGGGUGUGUUACCAGAACCCAUCAAGGUGCCGCAGAGGCCACCACCGCCUCGCCCUGGGACGGGGACGUCCGCAAACUCCUUGGGAGCCCGAGAGAAAGAGGACCUGGACAGGUUCGCAAGAGCGGCCGUCGAGAUCUACGAGGGCUUGGAAGUCGUUGGCAUUCACAUGGAUCUGAAGAAGUACGUGCGCACCAGCAAGGGGAUUGACAAAGAGAAGUUUUUGCUUCACACCGCACCGAACCGAGCAUCAACCGGUUUGCGUUAUGUGCGAGUGAUGAAAGGCAUUGUGGAGUGGAUAGAGACCUUUGACCCCAUUCCUGAGGAGGAGAGCGUCCCACCCCUCGAGAGACUGAGGUUGGUGGAGUACAUUGAGCUCCUCAUCCAGAAGGGGUCCUUUGGCUUCGACCCGACUGGAAGCGAGUGGAAUCGCGCCAAGAGACUGUCAGUGAAGUAUAAAAAAUCCAAACCAGGCCUGGCGAACAGGGCACCGCUUUUUGGGAAAGUUACGCUGGCCGCUCUGGAGAAGAUUGUUUUGGAUGACCUUGCAUCCACUCCACAUAGGAUAGCAGCAGGAAAACUCAGGCUUUGUUGUCAGGCGUCUAUCCGGUACGACGACCUGGUCCACACCCCUCUGAGACACCUGGAAUGGGUGCGCCGCAGAGGAGGGACCAGGGUUGUUGGACUGAGAGCCAGGACGACACAAGGCAAGAACAAAGCCAGACCUUGGGUAGCGUCGCUCAUGGCCACUUGUCGCAGCAGAGAUGGUUGGCUGAGCACCCUGGUGGAUCUGGUGCUGAUGACGCACGGUAUGUGCUGGCUCGAGGGCGACCACUUUGGAAAAGAGGUCACGCGAGACGGCGAAGGCUUCACUAGACUCCCGGCUCGCCUGGAGACAGACGUUUACAUGGUCAAGGAGGCUCUCAGACAGUUCCAACGUACAGGAGGUGACCCCGGUAUGACGGACCGGGAGCUAGAUCUCUUGCGUUGGCAUGGGGGCAAAGCCACACUGACCACGCUCAUGCAGCACCUAGAGCUGGAUCCGAAGAUGAUCAGACUGGCUGGUGAUUGGUCCGCUAAGGAAGACACCAUGCCGGAUACUUACCUUCGAGAGGCUCAACUCAUGGUGCUUAAGGGGCAGGAAUCUUGCAUGGCCUACCUGAGAGCGGGUGGAGAUUUUGGGGGUUUGGUAUCUAGUGGUUUGGUAGGUGGUGCUCCCCCUCCCGGUGAUGGUGAGGUUCCAUGCCCGGCCGAUAGCCAUGGCGGCGGAGCAGAAGAACACGGUGUCGAGCCAGAGGGCGCUGAGUCGAAGAAGCUGGCCGAGUUGGCGCGUCAGGCCGGCUUCCUGAGCGAAUACCAGGGGGUGGUCGGAAAAGAUCUCAACUCCAGCCUUUUUGACCGCGGGCUUGACGAAAAAGGGGAGCCUGUGGAUGAGGUCGUCGGAGAAGAGAGAGAAAGGGGAGCCAUCCCAGAAGAAAAAUGGGCUGACCUCCUGGAAUCCAACAACCCGGAUGAAGACGUCUACGUGGUCUACAACUUCGACAUGAACCCACCUGCGGUGAAGUCGGAACCGACAGACGCCGAGGAGGGCAAAGCCACAGGAGUGGGAGAACUCUCGGAGGGGCUUAUGGACGCGGCAAGGCUUGAAGACGACGACAACGACUUGGAAAGCCACACCCUGAGGUUUGUGAUGUUGGACAAGCCCACCGCAAGCAGUCGCCUCCACCUGCCAUUCGUGGGAGCCUCUUCGGAGUCCUCGGCAUUGUUGGUGCCUACACCUCGUUGCGGUGCCAAGGGGAACUACAGCUUCCUGGGCGCGGCAGAGGCGCUGGACCAGUCGACAGAACUAUGUCUUCGAUGCUUUGGCAGGAGAUCUGAGGGAGCAUGCAACAGAUUGUGCGGAGGAGAUCUUCCCGCUACGUUGUUGCGUGCAGCUGUGCGCUUCGACGUGGCGGAGAGCGACUUCUUGUUGCUGCAGCACCUUGGGUUCCACUCACUGAACUCCCUGGCUUUUAAGCUUCCGAAGGCGGAGGACCUGGAGAGGUUCCUUGAGGACCACAUCCUGGGUUCUAGUGCUUACAAGCAAGGGGACGGUGUUGUGGUGACGUUCCCAAGGCAGCCGCCUGAGCAAUGGGCCACUUGGAAGUUGUCGGAUGAUGCAGCUGCGCUCCGACGACUUUGGGCCUACGCCAGGGAGACCGCCAAGGGCGAGAUCGAGAGGAUGAGCAGCGGUGAUGAAUCUCGCCGCAAGAUUACGCUCAUCGAGGCCACGGCAAUGGAGAAUGCUGCUCUGGCCAGGGGCUGCCCAGAGCCGAUUAGUGACAAGGAGAGACCUUCCUUGUACACGCUCAACAAACUGGGAAAAGCCUUGCAAAACCCGGGCGCCACAUAUGAUGUCCUCAGCUGGGAGUCCUAUCUAUCCAAGGAAGAAGAGGACAAACUCACCAGAGAAGGGAAGCUUCCAAAGCACGGGCAAACCGAGCUCAUCUUGGGGAGAGACUCCAGAGUGGUUGCCCGGGAUCGCAUGGACGAGUCCGUCUUGGGAGUGAAGAAGGUGAGCGAAAUGGAGACUCUGAGAGCCCGGCUUGACCUCCGUGCUCGCGCUGCUGAGAUGAUUGAUGUGGCGAGGUACACGACCAUGAGGUCGUUGUCAGACCGUUACUACUCGAAGUUGAACACCAGCUUGGCAGAAGGGAUGCGAGCACCGACGCUCAAUGAACUCCGACGUUUUGACAGAGAGCUGCAAGUGACGAUCUACCGCCAUCUCAGUAGAGGACAAGGGAACCUCGAAGACGCCAUCAGGUACUACGUGGAGAACGACGGGGACUCACUUUGGAGGCUGUUGGACCCGGUUCUGCGCCAGCUUCCAGAUCAAGGCAUUGAAGCCGGUGCUGAGCACGUGAGCGAGAGCAAGGGGGAGAAGAGAAAGGCUGAGUCUGGCCAGCCUGCCGCCGCAUCGCCCGCUCCAGCCAAGGCGCUCAUCACCUGCCUGAUCUGUAAGAAGAAGCACGAGCCUUUGUGUCCGCUGCCUGACGAUUUCCGUCAGAAACAACGGGACAGGAAGAAGGCCAAGCGAGCUGAGAAGCGUGUAGCAAAGGCUAAGGCAAAAGCUGUACUCCAGUUCCAGACUGGUGACGAGAGGGAGUACCCGCUGGGCUUCUGCCAGGAGUAUGCCAAGGCGGCGGGGCUGGUGCUGGGGGAAGAAGGGAUCUUCGUUGAAGUCUUCUCAGGUCCCAACGCGCCGUUGAGUGUCAGCGUUGGAGCAGAGAUUGGGUGCCCCGUCCCCGGCUGUAAGCUGGAACGUCGGGGGAAAGGGGAUAGAAUCGAGCUCCAUAACCUGUCUCAACUCGUUGGAGUCAACCCACUUGCAGCUUUGCGAGCGAGUAACCCUAGCAAGCGAGUUAGGCCGCUUGUGUCGGAACAGGAAGCUUUUUAUCGGAGCGCGGCCGUGAGCGCGGCUAGACAGCCCGGGUAUGGGAAGAGGGAGCAGCUGAUUCCAGACGGCAUGCAAGACCCCUCAAGCCAUAUAGACGCGGCUGUUAAGCUUCAUCAUCCUUUCUCCCUAGAAGGUUCCAUUAAGGUUGACCACAGGGAAGCCCUGCUCAGGAUGAAAACGCUGGAAGGCAAUGCCUUAAAGGAUAGGAUGAAGACGUUGGCAGAGUGGAGGACUCUUGCAGCUUCCAAGGAAGUCUUGUCGGUGCAGGCGGUACACGAAACCCAGGCCAGUGAUUGUGCCAGGAAGCUAGGGCGCAAGCCCCGCACCGCCCUCAUGGAGGUGUUGGGUCUCAAGCACGGGAUAGAAGAUGAAGCGGUGCCAAGGCUCUGCCUCACAGGGAUGCCAAUAGUUGGUAGGGCCUUGGAGUCUCCAUUCUUUCAUCCUUACCACGUUCCAGCGUCGGUGACAGUGGCUGAGCUGCUGAGCUCUUCCCCCCGUAAACGGCCAGGCACCUUGAAAAGGGUGAAGCUUAUGGGCCAGGCGGGAGGCGACACCAUGGCGAAGGCCAUCUGGGAGAAGACCCUCAAAGAAGUUGCGGCAGGCUCUAUGGCAGGGCCGUACACCCUGAGUCAGAUGGAGGAGAAGCAUGGGAAGUACCUGAAUAUAGUCCCCAGUUUCGGUCUGAAACAGGGUGAGAAGUAUCGAAGAAUUGAUGACCAUACGGCUUCGCACAACAACCUUGCCGCAGAGAGGACACAGCAGAUACAAAUGGCCAUGGUUGACUAUCUAAUGGCCAUGGUCUCAGCUAUGGGCAGAACCUUUCGAGGUGGCCUAUGUAUUGGGACAGAAGACAUGGCUGGAGCCUACCGGCAAGUCCCUCUGACGGAUAGCCAGGUACGGAUCUCAGUCACAGCAGUCUACAACCCUGAGUACCGCAGAGUAGACCUGUUUGAAAUUUUCGGACAGCCCUUCGGAGCCGCUCACGCAGUGCCAAACUUUUACAGAGUAGCAGAAUGGGCCUGCAGGCUGAUGGUUCGAGCAUACGACGUGAUGAUCGACCACUUCUUUGAUGACUAUUUCAUAGUGGUAAGACAGUUGGAAGCCGACGGCACCAUGUUCUGCAUCAGAGAAGCAUUCAAGCUUAUUGGACUGGUGCUUGAUAACGAGAAGUCCCAGCCGCCAGGAGAAUUUUCCCAGGUUUUGGGCGUGGCUUUCAAUACCUCAUCACUGCGCCAGCAAAGGAUCCUCCUAGUCGAGCCCAAACCGACUAGAGUCUCAAACCUUUGUCAAAUAGUCGACCGAGUUCUUUCAGAAAACUGUCUCCCUCCCAGCUUAGCUGCGAGUCUCCUGGGGAAAUUCGGAUUCCUCUGUAGCACUAUGUUCGGGAAGGUAGGCAGAUGCUGCACUGGCGCCGUCAGAGCAAGACAAUACGGGCAUCCUGACGAGACGCUCCUCACACCUCAGAUCCGUACAUCCCUUCAGCUCAUGAAACUCUUUGCAACAACAGCCCCAAAGAGAGAGAUGAAGAUUGAUGAUCAUGCUCCCCCCAUCAUUUUGUACACCGACGAGACGUACAUGAACCAGCUCGAGCUCUUUGCAUGUCCGUUGGCCCUGAACACUUGGUCUACCACCUUGUCAAACCGACAAGUCCUCCUUUUCAUCGACAACGACGGGGAAACGGGCUUCCCGUCCUGUGAAAAAGCGGUGAGGGUCUUUUUGUUAGUUGUAGCACGGGCACGUUACGAAGUUCCACUCGAUUCGUCCUCCGCAGUUGCCAAUACGGGAUUAUCUUUUCAGGUGUGGCUAUGCCUGGUGUACAUUGAUCGAAUCGUGAAGCUUCACCCGGACUUCACGAUAUGUAGCCUCAAUAUCCACAGGCUAUUGGUCACCAGCGUCAUGCUGGCGGUAAAAUUCUUCGACGAUGUAUAUUACAGUAAUGCUUACUACGCGAAGGUUGGAGGGGUUCGGACACGGGAAGUUAACGCGCUGGAGAGCCACUUCCUUCAACUGAUUGAGUGGAAACUCCACGUGACUCCUGAGGAGUUCGACCAAUACAGGAGCCAUGUAUGCACGGUUGGAGCUGCGCAACCUGUGCCCAGGCUUGCAGAUGAUGCACUUGGUUGA